Molecule: messenger RNA, 2380 nt
Organism: Chaetura pelagica (chimney swift)
Lineage: Eukaryota; Metazoa; Chordata; Aves; Apodiformes; Apodidae
Gene: MGAT5
Product: mannosyl (alpha-1,6-)-glycoprotein beta-1,6-N-acetyl-glucosaminyltransferase
Exons: 16
Coding region: 155-2380 (741 amino acids)
Biological process (GO): protein N-linked glycosylation
Cellular component (GO): Golgi apparatus
Molecular function (GO): alpha-1,6-mannosylglycoprotein 6-beta-N-acetylglucosaminyltransferase activity
Source: RefSeq, a predicted model, not a curated record
AGGAUGGAACUGAAAUACGGAUAUACGUUAACUAAGGAGUUGGAAUAAGACUUGAGUCCUGCUCUGUGAUAUUUAUAUACCUGGACCAUGAACUUGCUGUUUGACUUCAUGCUUUAGGAACCUCUGUAGUAACUGUGUGAAGCUGUUGGGAAUCAUGGCAUUCUCUCCAUGGAAGCUGUCCUCUCAGAAACUUGGCUUUUUCCUGGUGACUUUUGGUUUCAUUUGGGGAAUGAUGCUUCUGCAUUUUACUAUUCAGCAGCAAACACAGCACGAAAGCAGUUCAGUCCUGCGUGAGCAAAUUUUGGAUCUCAGCAAAAGAUACAUCAAAGCAUUAGCUGAAGAAAAUAAAAAUGUGGUUGAUGGGCCUUACGUUGGGACAGUGACAGCAUAUGAUUUGAAGAAGACACUUGCCGUCUUGUUGGAUAACAUCUUGCAGCGCAUUGGGAAGCUGGAGUCCAAGGUGGAGAAUCUUGUACUUAAUGGAACAGGAGCAAACUCUACCAACAAUACUACCACUCCUGCUCCCAGCUUAGGAGCAGUUGAAAAGCUUAAUGUAGCAGAUCUCAUAAAUGGAGCCCAAGAACAGUGUGAAUUGCCUCCUAUGGAUGGUUUUCCUCACUGUGAAGGGAAAAUAAAGUGGAUGAAAGAUAUGUGGCGAUCGGAUCCCUGUUACGCAAGUUAUGGUGUAGAUGGGUCCACAUGCUCCUUUUUUAUUUACCUCAGUGAGGUUGAAAAUUGGUGUCCUCGUUUACCUUGGAGAGCAAAAAAUCCUAAUGAAGAAACUGAUCAGAAAUUAGUGGCUGAAAUUCGUAUUGACUUUGAUAAUCUCUACAAAAUGAUGUCAAGACAUGAGGAAUUCAGAUGGAUGAUGUUACGCAUCAGACGAAUGGCUGAUACCUGGAUUGAAGCAAUUAAAUCACUUGCAGAAAAACAAAAUUUGGAGAAGAGAAAACGAAAAAAGAUUCUUGUACAUCUGGGGCUUUUGACAAAAGAAUCUGGAUUCAAGAUUGCAGAAAAUGCGUUUAGCGGUGGCCCGCUUGGUGAAUUAGUCCAGUGGAGUGAUUUAAUUACAUCUCUUUACUUACUGGGCCAUGACAUCAGGAUUUCAGCUUCACUGGCAGAGCUCAAGGAAAUUAUGAAGAAGGUUGUAGGUAACAGAUCUGGCUGUCCUACCCAGGGGGAUAAAAUUGUAGAACUCAUUUACAUUGAUAUUGUGGGUCUCACUCAGUUUAAGAAAACCCUUGGUCCAUCAUGGGUACAUUACCAAUGCAUGCUGAGAGUUCUGGAUUCCUUUGGAACUGAACCAGAGUUUAACCAUGCCCAUUAUGCCCAAUCUAAAGGCCACAAGACACCAUGGGGAAAGUGGAACCUUAAUCCACAGCAGUUUUAUACUAUGUUCCCUCACACUCCAGAUAACAGCUUCCUUGGAUUUGUGGUAGAGCAGCAUCUGAAUUCCAGUGACAUUAAACAUAUUAAUGACAUCAAAAGGCAGAAUCAAUCUCUUGUUUAUGGCAAAGUAGAUCAUUUCUGGAAGGAUAAGAAGGCAUAUCUGGACAUCAUCCACACCUACAUGGAAGUCCAUGGAACAGUCCAUGGCUCAAGCACUUUGUAUAUUCCUGGCUACGUAAAAAAUCAUGGUAUACUCAGUGGGCGGGAUUUGCAGUUUCUGCUGAGAGAAACCAAGCUGUUUGUUGGUCUUGGAUUUCCGUAUGAAGGGCCGGCUCCUUUAGAGGCUAUUGCUAAUGGAUGUGCUUUUCUAAAUCUAAGAUUUAACCCACCAAAAAGUAGCAAAAACACAGAAUUUUUCAAAGGCAAACCUACACUCCGAGAGUUGACAUCUCAGCAUCCCUAUGCUGAAGUUUACAUUGGGAAGCCCCAUGUCUGGACUGUAGACAUCAAUGAUCUUUCUGAAGUUGAGAAGGCUGUGAAAUCAAUUUUGAAUCAAAAGAUCGACCCUUAUUUGCCCUAUGAAUUUACAUGUGAGGGAAUGCUCCAGAGGAUGAACGCCUUUAUUGAGAGACAGGAUUUCUGUCACGGGCAGGUGAUGUGGCCCCCAUUAAGUGCCCUUCAAGUAAAAAUUGCUGAACCUGGAAAAUCAUGUAAACAAGUUUGUCAGGAAACCCAGCUCAUCUGUGAGCCUUCCUUCUUCCAGCAUCUUAACAAGGACAAAGCUCUGCUUAGGCAUAACAUUGAAUGUCUCACCAUGGAGUCUGCAAAUGACAUUCUGGUCCCCUCUUUUGAUGGAAGAAGGAAGCACUGUGUUUUCCAAGGUGACCUCUUAUUGUUCAGCUGUGCCGGAGCCCACCCAACCCACAGAAGAAUCUGCCCCUGCAGAGACUACAUUAAGGGGCAGGUUGCACUUUGUAAAGACUGCCUAUAG